AUGUUCCAUAUAAUCAUAUGUAUGCUGUUUGCAAUACCUUCUUCUGUUAUCUCAACUAAUGAGCUUCAUGAUCUUUGCAGUCAACCGUUUAGCUGCGGCAAUCAAAGCGGUCUCUUGUACCCUUUUUGGAUACCUGGCCGAGAAGACUGUGGCCACCCUGAGUUCAAAGUCGACUGUAGCCAUGGAUUCGCAGAGAUUAGUAUCUCCGCUGUGAAUUUCAGAAUCUUGGAGGCGAACUAUGACUCUGGUAAGAUAAGACUGGCGAGAUCAGAUUAUAUUGGCGAUCUUUGUCCCACAGAUCCUUCGCAUAUGCCAUUCGCCCAAAACGUCCUUCAACCUGUUCCUACCACCGAGAUGCUAAGAAUUUAUUACGACUGCCGCCAAAACUUCUCAAAGUAUGUUCCUGAUUAUUUUGGAGCGCUUCCUUGUCGUGGUGAUAAUGACAAUGGUAAUAACAAAAGAAAUUAUUAUGUGACGAGAAACCUCUCGUACCCUCUUCUUCAAGAGAUUAAACCCGUUUUAGCCAACCUCAGCAUAUCUUGCGAUAAAAACGUCAGUAUUCCUGCAUCUGGGCCCACGCUGAACACGCUACAGUUGAAUUCAAGUAUAGAUAAUCUACAGAAGGCACUUGAAGAAGGUUUCGAGCUUGGAUUUAACCAAGAUUGUUGGACGUGCAAAAACUCUACGGGUGUUUGUGGAUAUAAUCGGAGCUCAAGUGGAUUCACCUGCUAUUACUGGGAGAAGCCCAAUAACCGUACUAGAAACAACAGUAACCGUCUUCCCACUGGAAAUAUAGUAGGAACCGGGAUUGCUUCUGUAUUAGUGCUUUUAUUAUUGAUAGCCGGAUGCAGGCUCUGUCUAAUCAGACCGCGGAAGAUACAAGCAGCACAACACACAAUUAGAGGCUUGCCUAUAACGUCUUAUUCAAGCAAACAAGCACCAAGCCAUCAAACUUUCAAAACAAUCUCAAGCAGUAGAAAUCACUCUCUUAUGCCCUCAAUGUCUUACAUCACAAACGCAAGCGCCUACUUCGGAGUUCAAGUCUUCAGCUACGAAGAACUCGAGGAAGCCACUGAUAAUUUCUCUAAAGAGCUUGGCGAGGGCGGCUUCGGUACUGUCUACUACGGCGUGUUGAAAGAUGGACGAGCUGUAGCAGUCAAACGACUAUAUGAAAAAUCUCUUAAACACGUUGAACAGUUCAAAAACGAGAUCGACAUAUUGAAAACUCUGAAGCAUCCAAAUCUCGUGAUACUCUACGGAUGCACAUCGAGACAUAGCAGCGAGCUUUUGCUCGUCUACGAGUAUAUCUCAAAUGGAACUCUUGCCGAUCAUCUUCACGGUGAUCGUGCUGAAACUCGUCCUCUUUGUUGGCCAAUUCGUCUAAACAUUGCGAUCGAAACAUCAAGUGCUUUAUCCUUUCUCCACAAAUCAGGGAUUAUACAUAGGGACGUGAAGACAACAAACAUUCUUCUAGACGAGAACUCCACAGUGAAAGUAGCUGAUUUCGGACUCUCACGGUUGUUUUCCACAGACAAAACUCACGUCUCCACGGCACCGCAAGGCACGCCAGGAUAUGUAGAUCCUGUGUAUUACCAAUGUUACAGUCUAAACGAGAAGAGUGAUGUGUACAGCUUUGGAGUUGUACUCACCGAGCUCCUCUCUUCUAAAGAAGCUGUUGAUAUCGCAAGACAUCACCACGAUAUCAACUUAGCAAGCAUGGCCGUUUCCAAGAUCAAGAACAAUGCGGUGCACGAACUUGUCGAUCCAAGUCUUGGAUUCGCCAAGGAUCCAGAAGUGAAGAGGGAGAUGAUUUCGGUGGCUGAGCUUGCGUUCCGAUGUUUGGAACAGGAAAGGGAAAGUAGGCCGUCGAUGGAUGAGAUUGUGGAGAUUUUGAAAGGGAUCAAGGGGGAGAAGGGCACGAAGUUACCAGAUGUGGUGGAUAUUAAGGUAAGCAGAAGAGGUGACGUUGGAAUAUUGAGGAAUAGUGAUCCUCCUCCAGUUUCGCCUGCUGCGAGUUCAUUUUGAGAGACUGUAUAAUCAGGUCUCGUCACUGGUGUGUAAUAAAGUCAGUGAGUUGAUUACUCUCUAGGUUACAUUUUAGUUUUGAGUGUAUGUGUGAUAAUUUCUUGUGGGGUCAACAGUUUUUU
Molecule: messenger RNA, 2147 nt
Organism: Eruca vesicaria subsp. sativa (arugula)
Lineage: Eukaryota; Viridiplantae; Streptophyta; Magnoliopsida; Brassicales; Brassicaceae
Source: the annotation of a GenBank genome assembly